Messenger RNA from Rhinolophus ferrumequinum (greater horseshoe bat), 3799 nucleotides. It is a transcript of the gene ZCCHC3, whose product is annotated as zinc finger CCHC-type containing 3. The transcript has a single exon. Bases 1162 to 2376 code for a protein of 404 amino acids. The record is from RefSeq and is a predicted model, not a curated record. Gene Ontology annotation, molecular function: double-stranded DNA binding; RNA binding; zinc ion binding. Lineage: Eukaryota; Metazoa; Chordata; Mammalia; Chiroptera; Rhinolophidae. Gene Ontology annotation, biological process: cellular response to exogenous dsRNA; positive regulation of RIG-I signaling pathway; detection of virus. Gene Ontology annotation, cellular component: cytoplasm.
ACCAUCCCUUGCAGGAGUCGAGGAAUGGAACUGGCAACCUUGUGUAAAUCCACCCAAAUUUUAUCACUGCUUCCAAAGCAUCAGUUAAGACAGAUGAGGGAGGAAUAGAGAUUCUGUCCAGUACUAACUUUAGCCAGGAAUCUGUGUAUUAAGGAGUUGUGUAUUAAGGAGGUUUCCUGGAGAGUCUGAGACAACUAGUCCUUGAUCCACGAUGGCAGAAGCAAAGCGGUUUAAUAAAUAUAAGCCACUUACAUGUGGGGCUGCCUAUUAACUCUGCCACUUGGCCAAAUGAUUUAAAACCAUCUCCAAAACCAUGCGUCCUGUAAAAUGUGUAAUUACAGCAUUGUUUUGGAAGAUCCCAUGUGAUAAAACUUGCAGAGCUUAGAACAGUAGGGCGCACUUAAGCCCUCAAUAUAUUAUAAUUGUCAUCAUAAGUACCAUGGAGAUCUUUCUAAGAAACAAUGCAAUGACCUUAGAAAUGUAUCAAAAAAUAACAAUAAGGACUGAUGGAUAUAGAUGUGGUGAGAUAAGGUAUAGUAAAAUGUUAAUAAUAAAAAGUUGAAAUAGUAAAAAAUUAAAGGGAAAAUGUUCACUGUAAAAUUCUUUCAACUUUCUGUAUGCUUGAAAAUGUUCAUAAUCCAACGUUGGGGAACAAAUGCAUUGUGGUGCACUUUAGGAGGAAGGAGAGCUAAGUUCUGUUCUUGUUUUUAACAAAAACGGUAUGAAAAAGAAAAAUGAGCGAGCUCUUCUCAACUCCGUCCCGCCUUUGGGCUGUGGGCCUUUAGUAAUCCUGCUUAAAUGAAAUCAUCGAGAACCGCUUGCGAAAUACCAAAUCCUCGAGAGCAAGGCCCAAGGCUGCCAAAGCCUCGCAAGGGACAGGGACGCGCUCCAAACUCCCCCAUCCCGCGUCGGUGCCGAGGAGGCGGGGCUGGAGCGAGCCCUGGCGGAAACAUGGCUCGUCCGUUACCAGGGGGUUCUCGGCCGACUCUGGCCGCCUGGCGCUGCGUGUAAAUAUUUUUUGGCAGGGCGGGGGAGAGAAGCAUCAAAUUUCUGGGGGGGUGGGGGAAACCCACCCAAACCCCACCGCCCUGGCGGGCGGGCGCGCGCGAUGGGCGCACUUCGGCUGCGGGAGUGAGUGGAGGAUGCUGGGAAGGAGGUAAAAUGGCCACCGGCGGCGGCGCCGAGGAGGAAAGGAAGAGGGGGCGGCCGCAGCUCCUGCCAGCCACGCGCCCAGCAGCCCGGGCCGAGGAGGCCGAGGUCGGCCGCGAGAAGAUGGGCUGGGCCCAGGUGGUGAAGAACUUGGCCGAGAAGAAGGGCGAGUUCCGCGAGUCACGACCGCCGCGGCGGGAGGAGGAAAGCGGCAGCGGCGCGGGCGGCGCACUAGGCGCCCCCGCGAGCCUGGCGGCGCCGGGCCUCAGUGACUUUCCCCCCGCGGGCCGCGGGGACCCGAAGGGCCGCCGGAGAGACCCGGCUGGCGAGGCGGCGGACCCCCGCAAGAAAAAGGGCGCAGCGGAGGCGAGCAAAAGAAAGAAGGCCGAGACGGCGGCCAUGGCGUCCCCAGCCAGGUCCGGCGCAGCCGAGGACGAGGCAGAGCUGCCCCCCCAGGAUGAACCGGUGGCGUCGGUGGGCCCAGCGGCCGGCCCGGGCAAGGGCCGCUUCCUCGUGCGCAUCUGUUUCCAGGGAGACGAGGGCGCUUGCCCGACCCGGGACUUCGUGGUGGGCGCGCUCAUCCUGCGCUCCAUCGGCAUGGACCCGAGCGACAUCUACGCGGUCAUCCAGAUUCCCGGCAGCCGGGAGUUCGACGUGAGCUUCCGCUCGGCGGAGAAACUGGCCCUGUUCCUACGCGUCUACGAGGAGAAGCGCGAGCAGGAAGACUGCUGGGAGAACUUUGUGGUGCUGGGGCGGAGCAAGUCCAGCUUGAAGACGCUCUUCAUCCUCUUCCGGAACGAGACCGUGGAUGUGGAGGACAUCGUGACCUGGCUCAAGCGCCACUGCGAUGUGCUCGCCGUACCCGUGAAAGUGACCGACAGGUUUGGGAUCUGGACCGGGGAGUACAAGUGCGAGAUCGAGCUGCGCCAGGGGGAGGGCGGGGUCAGGCACCUGCCUGGAGCCUUCUUUCUGGGGGCCGAGCGGGGCUACAGCUGGUACAAGGGGCAGCCCAAGACGUGCUUUAAAUGUGGUUCCCGGACCCACAUGAGCGGCAGCUGCACGCAGGACAGGUGCUUCAGGUGCGGUGAGGAGGGGCACCUGAGCCCUUACUGCCGGAAAGGCAUCGUGUGCAACCUCUGUGGAAAGCGAGGACACGCCUUUGCCCAGUGUCCCAAAGCAGUUCACAAUUCCGUGGCAGCUCAGCUCACCGGCGUGGCCGGCCACUGAACACCCGCCUACCUGCCAGGGUGAACACAGAGCCAGCUUACCCCUCUUAAGUGCCAAAACUUUUUUUUAAACCUUUUUUAAAAUCGCGUUUGAAGGAGAUCUUUCUAAACCUACAAGAGACAUCUCUCUCUGCCUUCUUAAACCGAGUUUACUCCAUUUCAGCCUUUUCUGAAUUGGUGACUUUCAUCUGUAACGACUACCGAGACAGUAGUGUGGAGAUGUGUCUCCCCUCCCGUUUUUUUUUUUGUUUGUUUGUUUGUUUUCUGUAUUGGGGGACUUUUGUGUGUGUAUUUGUUACUCCCCACGCCUUGUCUUCUCGAGUUUUCACCUUUUUAAGCUGCCUCGGGCUGCCUUGCUCAUCUUUAUGCCCCAGCACUAGGUACGGGGGCCCAACACAUGAUAAGCACUCCAUCAGUGUUUUGUUGACUUAAGAACAUUGUUGACUGUGGCUUUUUUAAUAUGCUGCUUCUAAUCUGUGUGGUCUGAGAAUUUGUAAAACCAGUGUUGUUAGAAGUGUAUGUAAUCUGAAUCAAUAAGCUCUGAAUGGUGGCCAGGGGCCUGUCUUAGGCAUUAAAACACAUGGACUUUGUGAUAGCUCUUUCAGUGGCUCAGAAGCCAUUUUUCAUAGAAUCUAGAAUUUUCCUAUUGGAAAGGACGCAGAAAUUGGUUUCGACCAGUCCCUUGGUUUUCCAAGAAUGAAACAGGCCCAGAGAGGUUAAAUGACUGGGUUAAAAUUACAUUGCCCUCUGGUGCCAGAGCUAGCCUAAGGUAGAGUUCCCUGACCCCAAGCCCGGUGCUCACUCCACUACCUCUCACACUUCACAACAAUUUCCUCAAUACUGGAGGGCCCAAGAAGUGAUCUCUCCAGAAUAAUGAGCCCAGAGGAAUGCUAAGAAAUCAUCUGGGGGAGGAAGCAGAAAGAGAAGAUUUAGCAGGGGCUUCUGAAUUCUUGGGAGAUAGGAAAGGGACAAAGAAACAUAAUCCAGGGUGCACUCUUUGCUCCCUGGGGUACUAUAUCUGGAUUAAGGCGUGCCUGGUCCUUUGGGGCCUUACCCUUCCUCAUUCAUUGCCACCAGUGAGAAAUGGCGGUGCUCCUGUGUAAGGAAACCUAUCAAAGGUUUACAUUUGCACCUGAGCCUCAAUAGCUGGAAAUGCCAGAGAAGCAGCUAGUGAAGCUCAUCUGCAAACCUCCUAACUCUCAGAAGACGAUUUUAACCCAGAAUUAUAAGUGAGUUGUUAACUCUAAAAUGUACUUGUGAAAUAGUCCAAGCGAGAGGACAUUGGGUCAACUAAGUGUUAACAAGUUAAAGUAGAAAAGAAUACACUACUUUUCUUUUAGUUUUUGUCUUCCCUUUGCAUUAUGUUUUGCUAUUUCCUUGUGGCUUAGAAUGUAAAACCCAUUGUUAAAAAUUUUGUUCUAAAU